UUAUCAGCUGUAUUUGUUGUCAGUUUUUUUUUUUUGUGUAUAUUAAUAUCGCAGUUUUUAAGAAUAAUUGCUGGAUUUUAUAUAUAUUCCCAUAAAAACAUUGCAAUUACAAUGGCACAAGUAACAUUUUUAGAUAAAUUACUCCAUGAAUAUUUGGUAUUUCGUGGAUUUUCAAAUACUAUAAAAGCCUUAGACCAUGAACAAAGAAAUGAAAAGGAUCAAUCUUUUCGGGCCGAAAAAAUAAUGGAACAAUUUAAUCAGCAUAUACAAAUGCACGAUUUGCAGGCGUUAUUGACCUUAUGGAAACAUUUGGAUACACAUUUGUUUAGUAAACUAGAACAUACUUAUGCUAUGGCCGUUAAAAAGUUGGAGAAUAGCUUAUUAAAACUUUACUUGGUCACGGCCUAUAACCAUAAUAAAACCGACAAAAUAUCCGAAUUCUUUACAAAAUUGGCGGGAGAAUUACAGCAACAAAGCGAAUGGAAAGACUGGUUUUAUUUCCCUUUCUGUCGUAAUGCUGAAGAAUCGCCCACUUUUUCUUUAUACUUUAGCAAACAGUGGCAAGACACUUUACAAUUGUCUUUACGCAAUUUCCUGGCCACCAUCUAUCAGUGUUUGCCGCAACCCACUUUCGUUAGAGUGGAACAGGAAGCUGCUCUUAUAAGACGUUUACAAGAAGAGAAUGCCUUGCUUAAGUCACGACUUCAGCAAACUCUGCAACAACAGCAACAGCUAUCGGCCUCAGUAAGUUCUCAAAAUUUGAAUACGAUUUCAGGCGUUGCUAUGGGUGAUCAUGCUGCUGCUAAACGUCGUUCCUCGUGUCGUCCUCAACAGAGUUUAAGUGAUAUUUUGCCAUUUGAUAUUAGUCCUCCGGGUCAUGUGGUCGAUGAUUUUUGUAUAAUUGCCACUGAAGUGAAUAGCGUAUCGCAGGCUAGUGAUGCUCAAUCAAGAGGUUUAAAAAUGCUUAUACGUAACAUUGGCAGUGGAGGUUCUCCAGUAAUGGGCCGUAAAGAUAAUGUCGUUGACAAAUCCUCGAAACGUCGUUCGGGUAGUGUUGGAAGGAAUUGGAUGUAAUAUGUUUUUUUUUUUUUCAUUGUAA
Messenger RNA from Lucilia sericata (common green bottle fly), 1099 nucleotides. RefSeq names its product WD repeat-containing protein 91. The coding region runs from base 112 to 1074 and encodes 320 amino acids. Gene Ontology annotation, biological process: early endosome to late endosome transport. Gene Ontology annotation, molecular function: phosphatidylinositol 3-kinase regulator activity. Lineage: Eukaryota; Metazoa; Arthropoda; Insecta; Diptera; Calliphoridae. Gene Ontology annotation, cellular component: late endosome membrane; extrinsic component of endosome membrane; early endosome membrane. The transcript has 3 exons. The record is from RefSeq and is a predicted model, not a curated record.